AGCCAUCUGCAUGGUUGUCCGGUGUGUUACAAAGCGACUAACAUAACCUAUAUUUACUUCUGUAUUAUUGCUUCGAAAAGUUUACAACGUUUUCUUAAUAACUGUUUAUAAGAUGGUUGUGUGCAAUGUUGAAUGUGUAGACAAAAUUAUAAAAUAUCUAGAUGUUUCUCCAGAUAAAUUACGUUUCUGUGAAAAUAAUGUAAAAAUCAUGAUAACAAAUAUUAAUAAUUUACAAGCAGACGAAUCCGUUACGUAUUUUAGUACUUUAAUACAAACUUUGGUAAAGAAUUCGAUAUAUCCUGAUAUACUUGGCAAUGAUAAAGAGACACAAGCUUUAACACGUCAAUGGUUAGAAUAUAUAAUAAUUUGUAUUAAUUAUGCAGAUACUUCUGCUCAUGCAAAAAGAGUUUUAAAGGAAUUAAAUGUAGCAUUGAGUGAUCAUACUUAUUUAAGUGGUACAAAGCGAACUAUUGCAGAUAUUGCACUUUAUUAUACCUUAUAUAAAAUAAUGAGUGAAUUAAGUCACCAAGAAAAGGCACAAUAUGUUCAUGUAUCCAGAUGGUUUGAUAAUGUACAGCAAGACAAAAAAUUGAGGCAGACAUUGGAUUUAAUCUCAUUUAAUUUGAUGCAUCUAUUCUUAUAAAGUAAAUAAAUAAAUUUUGUUUGAUUAUCUUGUAUACUGUUUUAAUCAGUCGAUAUUUAUAACAAAAUAAAUAGUACAAGGAGAAA
Messenger RNA from Vespula pensylvanica (western yellowjacket), 729 nucleotides. It is a transcript of the gene AIMP3, whose product is annotated as eukaryotic translation elongation factor 1 epsilon-1. Gene Ontology annotation, cellular component: cytoplasm; nucleus; aminoacyl-tRNA synthetase multienzyme complex. The coding region runs from base 113 to 643 and encodes 176 amino acids. The record is from RefSeq and is a predicted model, not a curated record. The transcript has 4 exons. Gene Ontology annotation, biological process: positive regulation of DNA damage response, signal transduction by p53 class mediator. Lineage: Eukaryota; Metazoa; Arthropoda; Insecta; Hymenoptera; Vespidae.